AUGUCUUCUUGCAAGCACCAAGAAUGGAUUCAUAUGGUUCGAGGCGACCACCCUGUUUUAGAGGAUACGGGCUGCAUGUGUCGCCUGGUGGAGGAACUGCCUCGGGCAUCACAGCAGCACCUACGGCUGAUACAUUUCCUGGGUAGAGGUGCAAAAGAUGCCGCUAUUCAACAGCUAUUCCCCCAGCGACACCGGGAACAAAAAGGCUCCUCAAAGGAAAUUGUGCUGCAGUUGGAUGACCCUACUGCUAGCGAGAAUAGUCCUCUUAUGCUGCUUUUUCUUUUCUGUGAUGUGAUCUGCAUAUUUGCCGAUGAUUUCCCCAGCCUAGGUGCGGCAAUCACCCGGGUGGAAUCUUGGGCUGAGAUUGGCAGUGCAUCGACCCUGCCACCUGCCGUCCGUCCGAUGGUUAUGAUUAUUACCUCUGAGACAAGUGGGCCAACAGCGGACAUCCUCCCAGGCGGCGCAUGUAUCGAUGCAUCCUUCUCCUCCCUGGAUGUGGUUCAUUUCAACAUCAACCAACGAUCCUCAGUUCAUCAGCUGAAAGAGGAGAUUCUUUGCCGGGCUGCAUUGGCACAUAUCACACGCCAGCAAUACCACUGUUUGUUUUCAGCGCUGCACCUGACUGAAUUAUUUCAAGAUGCAAUAACGCAUGCUUCUAACAGUACCAUUGAUCCAUUUGAUUUUGCGUUAGCAACUCGGAAAGAGCUCGAAACUCAACAGGACAAAGUGGACCAUCUUUCCAUUUUUUUGAAGCUCGCGAUGGAUAACAGACUACCUUAUGAUGCCAUAUCUUCUGUUGUUGCCUCGAGUGGAUUUCCUCAGAACAUGAAUUGGUUUGUCCAGCAACAAGGUCUUGAUGCUCACUUUGGCACUCACGGCGCUCCUAGUACUCUCAAGUGCAGCGCAUGUGACCAGUGCCCCUAUAAAAUUUGUCUCAAGCGGAAAUCAAAUACGUUGCCAAAAACAAUGAGAAAGCGCACGCGGAUUAGUUGA
Messenger RNA from Coccidioides immitis RS, 993 nucleotides. RefSeq lists its product as uncharacterized. The record is from RefSeq and is a predicted model, not a curated record. The coding region runs from base 1 to 993 and encodes 330 amino acids. The transcript is spliced from 2 exons. Lineage: Eukaryota; Fungi; Ascomycota; Eurotiomycetes; Onygenales; Onygenaceae.